AUGGCUCUGUCCCACGUCCUCGCCGUUUUGCGUCCCAGGUGGCCGUCGCGUCGCCGGUGCCAAACGGGGUCCACGUCCCCCUCCGGCCGCUUCCGGACCCUGUGCACGAGCAGCCGCUCCGUGCACGAUGCUGAGCUCAGCCCGGCGUCGCGGCUGCAGCCUUGCAGGCGUGGGGAGGGGGGCCGGAGGGUCCCCUGCAGCGGGGUGACGGGCAGGGCCGUGCCGUGCCGUGCCUUGCAGGGGAGCAGCGCCAUGUCCCUGGGCGCGCCCAGCAGCAGCGACGCCUGUCUGAGCAUCGUGCACAGCCUGAUGUGCCACCGGCAGGGCGGGGAGAACGAGAGCUUCGCCAAGAGGGCCAUCGAAAGCCUGGUCAAGAAGCUGAAGGAGAAGAAGGACGAGCUCGAUUCGCUCAUCGCUGCCAUCACCACCAACGGCGCCCACCCCAGCAAGUGCGUCACCAUCCAGCGCACCUUGGACGGGAGGCUCCAGGUGGCCGGCAGGAAGGGUUUCCCCCACGUCAUCUACGCCCGGCUCUGGCGUUGGCCCGACCUGCACAAAAACGAAUUGAAACACUCCAAGUUUUGCCAAUUCGCCUUCGACCUCAAAUACGACAGCGUCUGCGUCAACCCCUACCACUACGAGCGCGUGGUGGCCCCGGCCAUCGGUCUGAGCAUCCCUACCGCAGUGCCCCCCGCCCGCCUGGUGAAGGAGGAGUUUGUCCAUGACUGUGUGCAGAUGGAGGCACCGCAUGGGGCCAAGCGGGCGCCGUGCCCCCCCACCGAACCCUUCCGCCCUCCGCUGCCCCCCCAGCAGCUCCCCGAAUCCCCCCACGUCCCCGGGAGCCUCUACCCCACGCUGCCCGUUUCACCCCCAGCGGCCCCCGCCGGCUCCCUCCUCCCACUGCCCCACAGCGAGGGGCUGCUGCCCCACAUCUCCUGCCCCACACCGCCGCCAGCGCAGCCCCCACCCCACAACGGCUUCCCAGCGCCCCCCAAACCGCCCUACCACACUUCACCAAACUGGAGUGGCAGCACUGCAGCCAUCUACGCACCCAACCUGGGGGGGUCGCAGCCCCCCCCCCAGCCCAGCGGCCGGACCCACUCCCAACCCCCCCUGCAGCCCCCCAACCAUUACUGGCCUCCACACCACAACUCCACACCUUACCAGCAACCCGUGUCCACCCACCCCGGGCCAGAAUUCUGGUGUUCCAUCGCCUACUUUGAGAUGGACGUGCAGGUGGGGGAGAUCUUCAAGGUUCCGUCCAGCUGCCCUCUGGUGGUCGUGGAUGGAUACGUGGACCCCUCGGGGGGGGAUCGGUUCUGCCUGGGGCAGCUCUCCAACGUGCAUCGCACCGACACCAGCGAGAGGGCCCGGCUGCACAUCGGGAAGGGCGUGCAGUUGGAGUGCCGGGGUGAGGGCGACGUCUGGAUGCGGUGCCUGAGCGACCACGCAGUGUUUGUGCAGAGUUACUACCUGGAUCGGGAGGCCGGCAGAGCCCCCGGAGACGCCGUGCACAAAAUCUACCCCGGAGCUCACAUUAAGGUGUUUGAUUUGCGGCAAUGCCAUCGGCAGAUGCAGCAGCAAGCAGCCACAGCUCAAGCCGCUGCCGCAACCCAAGCGGCCGCCGUGGCUGGAAACAUCCCGGGACCCGGGGCGGUGGGAGGCAUCGCUCCGGCUGUGGGGCUGUCGGCGGCGGCCGGGAUCGGCGUGGAUGAUCUGCGGCGGCUGUGCAUCCUGCGGCUGAGCUUCGUGAAGGGUUGGGGGCCGGAUUAUCCGCGGCAGAGCAUCAAAAACACGCCGUGUUGGAUCGAGGUGCAGCUGCACCGCGCGAUGCAGCUCCUGGAUGAGGUUCUGCACGCCAUGCCGGCUGCCGAGCCUGCGGCGCUGCGCUGAGUGCGUUGUGGAGG
Molecule: messenger RNA, 1907 nt
Organism: Tympanuchus pallidicinctus (lesser prairie-chicken)
Lineage: Eukaryota; Metazoa; Chordata; Aves; Galliformes; Phasianidae
Product: mothers against decapentaplegic homolog 4-like
Biological process (GO): anatomical structure morphogenesis; cell differentiation; SMAD protein signal transduction
Cellular component (GO): heteromeric SMAD protein complex
Molecular function (GO): RNA polymerase II cis-regulatory region sequence-specific DNA binding; I-SMAD binding; DNA-binding transcription factor activity, RNA polymerase II-specific
Source: RefSeq, a predicted model, not a curated record